AUGGAAGAUUCCAUUAAUUUCGUUACUUCAUGGUUGAAAGAUACAUCCUCACAUACAACUGAUAUACUCACUAUAUUGGGUAUGGGUGGGAUGGGGAAGACGUCUUUAGCCAAAUAUGUCUAUGCGUUACAUUUUCAUGAAUUUGACACAAGCAGUUUCAUUGAAAAUAUCACUGGGAGAUGUGAUGAAAAAUUUAAUGGGUUGCUUGAUGUACAAAAACAAAUGUAUCAUGACAUUUCAAAAAGAAGUUCAGUUCUAGUGCAUGAUGUUUCUACAUACACCUUAAUGAUAGAGAAUGCAGUAGCUCUUAAAAAGGUGUUUCUGGUUCUAGAUGAUAUUAGUAGCCCCAACCAAUUAGAUGCAUUACUUGGAAGCAAAGGUUUUCAUCCAGGAACCAAGAUCAUAAUAACAACAAAAGAUGCAUGGUUGACAAAGAUUUGUGCACUAUUCAAAACGAAAGUUAAACCCAAGCACACAACGUAUGAGAUUGAAUUAUUAUCCGAGAUCGAUUCACAAAAACUUUUGUGUAAUCAUGCAUUCAUGUGCAACAAUCCUAAGGAAGGUUAUGAAGAGGUAUCAAAAAACCUUGUGAAGUAUUGUGAAGGACAUCCAAUGGCUCUUAAAGUUUUGGGUAGGUCUUUAUAUAAUCGAGAUGUGACAUAUUGGGAGGGGUACAUAGACAGGCUAAAGAAAGAAAAUGGUUCCCCUAUAAAUAAUGUCUUAAGGAUGAGCUUUGACUCUUUGCCAUCAGAAAAUGAUAAGGAGUUGUUUAAACAUAUUGCUUGUAUUUUUGUUGGAAUGGAUAUAAAUUUUACCGUAACAAUAUUAGAGGCAUGUGAUAUAGAAACAAAAACUGGGAUCACAAAUCUCAUCGACAAAUGCCUUCUUAGUAUUAGAUGGAAUAACGAGUUGGUGAUGCAUCGGUUGGUUCAAGAGAUGGGAAGAUUUGUAGUACGUGAGGAAUCACUUUACAAGCCAUGGGAACGAAGUCGAUUAUGGGGCCAUGAAUCAUUUAGAGUGUUGAAACAAAAAAAGGGCACAGAAAAUAUUCUAGGACUAACCCUUGACAUGCGCUUGCUUGAGAAAGAGAAGUUACAUGGAUCACUUGAGUUAAAAAUAGAUGCAUUAAGUAAGAUGGAUAGUUUAAUGUUGCUACAACUCAAUUAUGUGCAAAUAACCGGCUCUUACAAGAAUUUUCCUGAAGAAUUAAGAUGGUUGUGUAUGCAUGGUUUCCCUUUGAAUUCUAUACCUAUGGACUUACCAAUGGAGAAUCUUGUUGCUCUUGACAUGUCAUAUAGCAAUAUUGAAUCAUUUGGGAUUUGUCAUAGCUAUCAACAACGACCUUCAAAGCGGAUAAAGCAAUUGAUUGGAUCGUGCUCAAAAGGUCAAAGGUUGCUUAGAUCGUUGAAGAUUCUUAAUUUAAGUUUCUGUGAACAACUUCGUAGUCUUGGUGGGUUUGACUACCUCCCUACACUUGAGAAAUUAAUACUUAGAGGUUGCAUUGGUUUGUUUGAGGUUUGUGAAUCAAUUGAGCAAUGUGCACAACUUAUUUUUGUUGAUUUAAGCUACUGCAACAAGCUUGAAAAACAUACAAGAAUCUUACGCAUGUUGAAGAGAGUUGAAACACUAUUGCUAGAUGGUUGCUAUCUUAAACAAUCUCGAAUCAAGAUUAGGGAUAUGGAUUCAUCGAAAAUGCUCCCGGAUAACAACACUGACAUAAACACAAAAUCCUAUUCGACUGCUGUUGUGGAGUCUAUACCAAGUGAUUUGAAGUUUUUAGCAAAUUCUUUGCCAAGAUCUUUAGUAGUGUUGUCACUUGCAAAUAAUAAUUUGUCUAUUGAAUCCUUUCCCAUGGACUUCAGUUGCCUAGUCAUGCUAAAAGAAUUAUGUUUAGAUGGCAAUCCCAUCGUUUCCCUGCCCAAUUGUGUGAGAAGCCUUCCUAGGCUUGAGAAUCUUAGCAUGUCCUAUUGUAAUAUGCUGACGUCAGUCGAGCGUCCUCCACAUACACUAAAACGUCUGAAACUCUUUGGUGAUUCUGAUGGUAAUCCUUUGCUACAUAAACUUCUAUUUGAUCCACAAAUGUCGCCACUCAUUUUCUUAGUAGAAUGGCAGUUGUUUGCGCCUUCGUCAUUUGAAUUUGAAGGCUUGAUCAAAGUCCAACCAAUGGAAGGGGUUGAGAAAAAGGUACUUCGUAGUUUGGGCUGGACUAAUCUAGACUUCCUUAACGAGAGGCGUGUGCGAACCAAUGUACGGUUUAGAGGAUCAGAGGAAUCUGAAAUCCAGAUGUAUUAUGAAUUUGGAAUAUUCAGCACUAUUUAUGGAGGCAUAGAGAUGCCGAAUUGGAUCACAGAUAGAAUCAAGGGGCCAUCAAUAUCAUUUACAGUCCCGUCAUCUCCUAAUAACCUCACAGGAUUGAAUUUCUGCUGUGUGCUGGCAUCUCCAUUUCAGCAUGACCGGCUUGAAUUUGAUUUGAAACCGAUUAUAUUUCGUAAUAUAACGAAGAACCUCACUUGGGUAUACAUACAUUACAUUGAAAAAGUUGGUGGAAACUGUGUAAUAUUGUUAAGCCAUUGGAUGUUUGGGAAGAAUGAGGUGGAAUGUGGUGACCACAUUACUGUUACUGUGGUGGAGAAACCAAAUGAUUAUUUUAGUGCAGUUUGUAAGGAGUGUGGUGUAAGUUUUGUGUUUGAUUAUGGAGAAGCAGAUGCGUUAGAUUAUUACAAGUCAUGGAAUCACAUCAUUGGUGGAGAUCUCACUGCAACUCGGUUUCAAAGCGGAGAAUACCUCCUGCAGAACAUGCGAUUUAUUACAGCCGUUCAAGCAAAAUUUAAAGCAUUCCGUUGAAGAAAGUUUGGCAUGGCAUAGUGGAGGUUGGCCCCUAAGGUGUUUUCUUGCAAAGCUAUUGGACUCUUUCGGUUGGUCUUUAUGUUUUCUGUGCAAUAUCUAAAAGUGCAUGAAAAAUGCUAGAACAAGUUCAAUUACAUGUUACAAGAUUCCAUCAUCCAGAAGCCAAUAAUUUCAUCUGCAUAUGUAACGUUAGCUAGUGCUUUUAUUUCAAUGACACAAAUUAGAUGUCAAAUCAAGAAAAAAAAAAUCAUUUCGGACGGAUAAGGUUGCUUUGUGUUUUGGUGCCCAAAUGUACCUAUAGAAAAAAUAUUCAAUACUAGGUUAUUCUUUUUAGACAUA
Lactuca sativa (garden lettuce) is the source of this 3186-nucleotide messenger RNA. The record is from RefSeq and is a predicted model, not a curated record. NCBI's taxonomy places the organism in Eukaryota, Viridiplantae, Streptophyta, Magnoliopsida, Asterales, Asteraceae.